Messenger RNA from Ilyonectria robusta, 813 nucleotides. RefSeq lists its product as uncharacterized. NCBI's taxonomy places the organism in Eukaryota, Fungi, Ascomycota, Sordariomycetes, Hypocreales, Nectriaceae. The record is from RefSeq and is a predicted model, not a curated record. Bases 1 to 813 code for a protein of 270 amino acids. The transcript has a single exon.
AUGCAUCAGCCAACAAUAGAUCCCCUCUCGACCACAUGCGUGUGCAGCCUGCGAGACCCCGAGCUGAACCGUCGAGUCAAUGUCGCCAAAGACAAAGAUAAACACGAGGACCCGGCCUUGGCGGGCUUCCUUCCAGAAGGAGCGAGAGUCGGCGAUAACCACGAGUGCAGACCCGAGACAGCGGGGUGGACCUUGACGGCGGUCGCAAGAUCACUGAUACCGGCGCAUUCUGGCUGCGGCACAGACUUGAAUGGGGUGGGAAUGGACACCGACAUCUGCCAGAUUGGAUCCUGGCGAUGUGUUGAGGGCGGCCUCGUCGUCGUCGGCGCGGCCGGCUCCGCCAUGAUGAACUGCUGGGCCCAGACCCGGACCACGGACGUGUGGACGCUUGGUUCUGCCAUAGAUGCCUCCACGCUCGACCCAGGGAGUGUGCAAGCGGGAGACGUACACAGUCACAGGGCGACGGAGAUUGUCCUCCUCCAAACCCUCAUCCCCAAGGCCGUGUCCGACUCCCCUGCGGUGCUUGUCACCAGCAUCGCAGUGACGACGUGGGCAAUGACAACGUACCACUACCUCCACCGACGCGAGAAAUUCCAGGACCCGCUCAUCUUCGCCAUCGCUGGAGGAGGCGCUCUUGUUGGCAGGCUGGCCGGCCUCGAUGGAACGGGCGUGCUUCUCCGAAUCAUACCAUGUUGCGUCCUGGUCUCGUUGCUGUUGAGUGCGGCCUGGUCGCGACGGCUAGCGGGGAAGCCUCAUCGCCAGGUCGAUGAUGGGGUUAUGAGCUUGAAGGUGGGGGUUUUGGAUGCUAUGUAG